AUGGUGACCUCGGUAGUGGAACCUCCAAUUCCUGGGACUAUCUAUCUUGUUGACCUCAAUCGCAACCUGCGUGUUCGUCAUGCAGGUGGUGGUGACGGCGACAUCGUCCUUGAUCCUGUGCCAAGUGACGACCCAGAGGAUCCUCUCAAUUGGACUCCCCGUCGCAAAGUUCUUGCGUUGACCUGUCAGAACCUGUAUACCUGGUUCACAGGCAUGUCUGUUGCCACUGUUUACUCAGUCCUUGUCCCCCUCGCGCAGCAGUCCAAGGUCUCAAUCAAGACGCUCAAUGAAGGAACGGGAUAUAUGUACCUUCUUUUGGGUUGGGGUUUGUUGUUUUGGCAACCCUUCUCGCUGCGAUAUGGCAAGCGUUUGACCUACCUCUUGUCUGUCCUUGGAGCCAUUCUGUUAUCAGGGCACAAGUGUUUGGAGGUAAUACUUCUCAGUGAUGAGAUACUGGUCGCAUACGUCUCAAGCAACGGAGAAUGGAUCGCCAAAUGCAUCAUCCAGGGCUUUUUCAUCGCACCAAUUGAAGCCCUGCCUGAGAUCUCGAUUGCUGACAUCUACUUCACUCAUCAACGUGGAACCUACAUGGGUAUCUACGCUCUCGCUCUUGCCGGCAGCAACUACUUCGCGCCGGUCAUCUGCGGCUUUAUCGCCGAGUAUCAAGGCUGGCAAUGGGUGUUCUACUGGCCCGCUAUCUUCCUCUCAUUCGUCUUCGUGUUUCUCUUUUUCUUCAUGGAAGAAACCAAUUACAAUCGUGCCGCCCGACGCGCUGACCAUCUGCCAAUCAGUCCAUCCCGACUGAGCGACGAGAACAGCGGCAAGGCUGAAGAAAAAGCUGCUGAUGCUGGGAGAUCUGAGGUCAGAGAGGCUGAUGAGGCGAACGUUCAAUAUGCCAAGCCGAGAACGUUCUUGCAGAAGUUGUCACUUUGGCAACCUACACCAAGCCAGAGUAUGGCUCGUCACGCUGGACGCUCGCUUCAGUACCUCGGUUGGCCUGUCAUCUUUUUCGCGGGCUUCUCGUACGGGUCGUAUCUUAUCUGGUUCAACGUCCUUAAUGCGACAGCAUCCAUCAUUCUGUCAGGCCCUGGGUAUGGCUUCAAGCCGUCAAUGGUUGGACUGAGCUACCUCUCAUGCUGUCUCGGUACCAUCAUCGCUGCCAUUCUCGCAGGACGAUUGAGCGAUUGGCUUACUAUAAAAAUUGCACGUCGCAACAAUGGUAUCAUGGAAGCUGAGCAUCGUUUGUGGCCGCUGGCGAUUUGUGUCAUCGGCGUUCCGGCAUCCUUGAUCCUCUGGGGCGUUGGCGCGCAGCACGGCGUUCACUGGUUCGGCCUCAUUUUCGCCAUGUGCACCUUGUCAGUGACGAGUGUCAUGGGGCUCAUCAUCAGUAUAAAUUAUUUGAUUGAUAGCUACUAUGAACUCAGCGGUGAUGCGAUGGUUACGAUUAUUUUGGUUCGCAACACGAUGUCUUUUGCCAUUAGUUAUGGCAUCACGCCUUGGAUCAUCAACAUGGGCUAUCAGAAUUGUUUCAUCUCAGCUGCGUUUAGCGCUUUGACUGCUUGUUCUGCUUGCUUCGUCAUGAUCAAGUUUGGUAAAUUGCUCCGACAGCGAAGCGCCGCCCGUUAUAAAGAAUUGGUCGAUGACGACAAGAGGGUCGCAGGAAUUGCUACGUGA
Fusarium fujikuroi IMI 58289 is the source of this 1674-nucleotide messenger RNA. RefSeq names its product related to transporter protein HOL1. The transcript is spliced from 6 exons. Gene Ontology annotation, biological process: transmembrane transport. Lineage: Eukaryota; Fungi; Ascomycota; Sordariomycetes; Hypocreales; Nectriaceae. The record is from RefSeq and is a predicted model, not a curated record. Bases 1 to 1674 code for a protein of 557 amino acids. Gene Ontology annotation, molecular function: transmembrane transporter activity.